CUACGAGUCGCUGAAUAGGGCCGUCUUUCACGAUGCACGCUGGCAUUCUGUACCCUAAACGCGCUUGUGGUGCGCCUCAAGCAAGGCCGGUGGCGUCAGCGGGAGCGCUGCCGCUGACGCCGCCGACACGCCGCCCGUCACGGAACGCCUGGUCGGCCCAGCCACGCCGUAGCUGGGCACCGGUGGUAGCGGCCGCCGCGGGUGCUGACGCCGGCAGCAAUGGUGGCUUGUCGGCGAAUCCGGCACAGAAGCGCGCAGAAAUCGCAGCCAAUGUCGACCGCGCGGCGCAGAUGAUCGGCGAAAUCGUGGACGAGGUCACACGCGAAAUGUUUGUCUCCGAGGCCGUCGCAUACCUCGUCCGCGACCAGGCCGACCAGACGGAGCUGGCCGCGGUCCGCACGGCGGUGGCGCGCCGCGUGGAGUUCCUAGACGCCAACUUCUUGGCGGCGUUGACUGGAUUCAUCCGCGCGUGCGACGCGCGCGGCGACCGCCAGCUGGCGAGCCUGCUGAUGCAUGUGCGGGAGGAGGUGCUGCGGCAGGUGGCGUCGCGCAUGCCGUCAGCGGCGCAGGUUUUGGACCUAGCUCUGCGCCACGCUGACAAAGACGCGCGCCUGGAUCUGCUGCGCACGGCCCUCAGCGGCGGCAGCGGCGGGGCUGCCGGGCCGCAGUUGCUGGCUGGGGAGGCGGUGCCGGCGGCGGACUUGGACAUGCUGUCUGCCACCGCCUCCAAGUUCAUUGACGAGAUGGAGGAGCAGGCGGAGGUUCUGGACCGGCGGCUGCUGGCCCGGCUGGUGCUGGUGCGCGAGGAGCUGCGCAUGCUGCGGGAGGAGGGCCGCUUCACGGACGAGGGCGGCAGCCCGGAGGAGCCGGUGCGCAGCAACGUGCCGCAGCGGUGCGCCGCCUUUCUGAAGGAGCUGGUGGCGGUGAGCGACCCGGUGCGGCGCGUGGGGCUGCUGUCGCGCGCCUUCGAGACGGACUGGGAGGGCGCGGCGCCGCGGCAGAAGCCGCAGACGGCCUUCCACGCCGGACAGCCCGACUUCGUACGGCCGGGGCGAUUCAUGGCCACCAUGCAGAGCACGGCGCGGCAGCUGCGUGACGACCCCAACGCCGCCGACACGCCGGGCGGCGGCGCCGCCAAGCACGCCGCCGUGCUGACGCGGCUGGAGCUCAUCCGCAGCGAGGCCAUGGCCGUGCUGGACCGCAUGCACGGAGGAGACCGGGCGGCGGAGGCGGUGGCGGCGGCCGGGGCGAGCGUGGGGGCGCAGCCGACGCCGGUGUACGGCACGCCGGAUGGGGUGCCGAACCCGACGGAGACGGCGGGGGAGGCGGGGAAAGAUGGGGAGGCGUGUGAGGGGAAAGGCGUGGAGGGGCAGGGGCUGGAGGUGGUGGAGGGUGUGGCGGUGGAUGAGGCGCAGGAGGGCCGCACCGGCUGAGCAGCUUAGCGCGCUGCGCAGGAAGGGAGGGUGUGCAGAGGUGGGAGCGUUCUGCUGCUUGCCUGCCGGCCCACUGGGGCCCGGCCAUGCGGUGUGCUGGGCAGCAAGGCAUGUAAGGUCAAGGAGCA
Molecule: messenger RNA, 1561 nt
Organism: Chlamydomonas reinhardtii
Lineage: Eukaryota; Viridiplantae; Chlorophyta; Chlorophyceae; Chlamydomonadales; Chlamydomonadaceae
Exons: 5
Coding region: 33-1433 (466 amino acids)
Biological process (GO): regulation of DNA-templated transcription
Cellular component (GO): chloroplast nucleoid
Source: RefSeq, a predicted model, not a curated record